This is a messenger RNA of Ambispora gerdemannii, 573 nucleotides long. NCBI's taxonomy places the organism in Eukaryota, Fungi, Glomeromycota, Glomeromycetes, Archaeosporales, Ambisporaceae. The record is from the annotation of a GenBank genome assembly.
AUGUCAUUACUAAUCACCUUGGAAGGAAUCGACGGCAGUGGCAAAACUACCCUGAUUAAUAACCUGCAAAAAAUUGAUGAAUUAAAUCUAAUAACUCAUACAAAGAAAAUAAUUGAGCCGAAUUUACAAGAAGGCAAAUUAGUUAUAAUUGACCGUUAUAUUGAUAGCACUUUUGUUUAUCAGGGAUUAGAAGGAGAAAUAGGAAUUAACAACAUUCAAGAAAUUGCCAAAAGAACGAUUGGUUUAUCGCUGCCUGAUAUUACUUUUAUCCUUGACAUUGACCCCCUGCAAGCCCAAGCAAGAUUAAAAAAAAGAAAGUUGGAGACUGAAAGAAUUUAUAUUAUUAAUGCUGAAAGAAACGAGACUGAAAUAUUAGCAGAAGUUCAAACUAUAAUUAAAAAAUGCUUGCCUGAGAAGGAUAAGGGAAAUAAUUUACCAAAAAAAGGUGAAACGCCAGAGACAGCUGCCAAAAGAGAAUUAUUUGAAGAAACUAACCUAGUGGUGAAAAAUUUGGAAAAAGUUGUGGCAGAAAAUUUCUUUUACGCCAAUUUACCGAAAGAUAGCCAGCAUUGA